Messenger RNA from Ictalurus punctatus (channel catfish), 2873 nucleotides. RefSeq names its product guanylate cyclase 1, soluble, beta 2 (gene gucy1b2). Gene Ontology annotation, molecular function: guanylate cyclase activity; heme binding. The coding region runs from base 307 to 2343 and encodes 678 amino acids. The transcript has 14 exons. Gene Ontology annotation, biological process: response to oxygen levels; cGMP biosynthetic process. Gene Ontology annotation, cellular component: guanylate cyclase complex, soluble. The record is from RefSeq and is a predicted model, not a curated record. Lineage: Eukaryota; Metazoa; Chordata; Actinopteri; Siluriformes; Ictaluridae.
UUUGAUUUGUUAAUGAAGGGUCCAUGUGAGUGAACUUGGCCUGAAAGUAAACCCAUCCGCAGACUCCCUCCUUCAGCGCAGUGACAGCAGCAGCAGCAGCUACGUUCACAUCAGACCCUCCAGAAUGGUGGUACAAUGGUACGCGUUCAUGCACAAUGAGUUAUCGUGUUCUUUUGGCCUUCCGUAUGUUCUCUGUCCUGACAGUACGGCUUCAUUAACACGUGUUUGAGGACGUUAGUGGUCGAGAGGUUUGGAGAAGAGACGUGGGAGCAGCUCAGGUUACUGGCAGAAGUCCAAGACACCUUUAUGACGUAUGAAAUUUACGAUGAUAUCAUCACUAUUCGUCUGGUGCAGGAGGCUUGCAAAAUGCUGGAUGUUUCUUCCGAGGUGGUGUUGAAGUUGUUUGGAGAAUAUUUCUUCAGCUUUUGUAAGAUGUCGGGCUAUGACGCCAUGCUGCGCACACUCGGUGGAAAUUUGAUUGAAUUCAUUGAAAACCUUGAUGCCCUCCAUAGUUACCUGGCGCUAUCUUAUCAGGAGAUGAACGCUCCUUCUUUCCGUGUGGAGCGAACACAUGACGGCAGGACUCUUCUCCACUAUUAUUCAGAUAGGAAAGGACUGCACCACAUAGUUCCUGGCAUAAUUGAAGCAGUGGCGAAGGAUUUCUUCGGCAGUAAAGUGACCAUGAGCAUCCUCGAGCAGCCGGAGGAGGCGGAGCGCACGGGAAAGAGGGAGCAUGUCAUUUUCCUCAUGACACAAACCAGCGAGAGGAUAAAGGAUGAAACCCAAGCUAAAGAAGAUGACGGUCGAGAGCAGAGAGAGGUCGUAGACAUGGUUGAGUCAGAGAGCAUCCUUCACGCGUUCUGCCCCAGCUACCCGAAGAGACUGUGGAUUGAUGAGAGAUCCUUCUGCAAUGCUUUCCCCUUUCAUAUCGUGUUUGACCAAGAUCUGAUUGUAAAACAGACUGGCGUGAACAUACAGAAGUUCGUGCCAGGACUGCAACAGGCAGGGAUCCGUCUGGACGAAUGCUUCAGCGUGGUCCAUCCUGAAGUAACACUCAACAUCUACAGCAUCAAGAAGUUCAUCAACAGCCAGUUUGUACUGAAGACUAAAAAGGAGAUGCUUCCACAACGAAUCCAAAACCAGUCUAUGCUCAAAUUACGAGGUCAGAUGGUAUGGAUGGAGUCUCUGCAGUGUAUGGUAUAUCUCUGCUCUCCUAAGCUGCGCAGUCUGCAGGAACUGGAGGAGCGCGGCCUGCACUUGGCCGACAUCGCUCAGCACGACACCACGCGUGACCUCAUCCUGCUCAACCAGCAGCGGCUGGCCGAGAUCGAGCUCUCCAACCAGCUCGAGCGUAAGAAGGAGGAGCUGCGCAUUCUCUCCCGCCACCUGGAAAUUGAGAAGAAGAAGACCGAGACACUGUUGUACGCCAUGCUGCCACAUCAUGUCGCUAUCCAGCUCAAAGAGGGCAAGAAGGUGGAGGCAGGUGAGUUUGAGGUGUGCACUAUUCUCUUCAGUGAUGUGGUCACCUUCACGAACAUCUGCGCAGCCUGUGAGCCCAUCCAGAUCGUCAACAUGCUUAACGCCAUGUACUCCAAGUUCGACCGCCUCACUAAUGUCCACGAUGUCUACAAGGUGGAGACGAUUGGCGAUGCUUAUAUGGUGGUCGGUGGCGUGCCCAUUCCCAAGGACACACACGCUGAGCGCGUGGCGAACUUCGCCUUGGGCAUGAGGAUUUCUGCCAGGGAGGUGAAGAACCCUAUCACAGGACAGCCAAUACAGAUCAGGGUAGGUCUACACACUGGGCCUGUCCUUGCUGGUGUCGUUGGUGAAAAAAUGCCUCGCUACUGUUUGUUCGGAGACACGGUCAAUACCGCAUCCCGAAUGGAGAGUCAUGGAGUCCCUGACCAUAUCCACCUGAGUCCUUUCACCUACAGUGUUCUGAAGGAUAAGCAGUUUGACAUUCGUGAAAGAGGUGAAAUCCAGGUGAAGGGCAAAGGUCUGAUGACCACCUACUUCCUGCUCCAGAACCUCGAGCUGUCUGAGGAGCAGAUCAUGGGCAAAGGGGAAGAUACUUGUGUGUACAGAGAUGACCAUAAGGAGGUGACACAAGCCACAGACGAUCAAAUAAGAGAAGUGGAAGAAGAGAGGAAAUCUGCUACCAAAGAGCAAAACGGAAGCUCCUCCCCCUAUCUUUCUUCUGAUGACCCUUCACCACUUCCUGUCAUGGAUUCCUCUGCUGCAGACUCUCCUCAUCAUGACGUACUUCAUUACGUGCCUGAUUACUCAGAACCCGUAAAGACAGACCUUCCCGUCAUCAACUCCCGUCUCUGCACACUCCUUUAAAUGGCACGACACGCACGCCUUACACGUUUCCGUUAGUCACACAGCAGACACAAAUCCCAUCAACUAUUUUAUUCACUUUUUUAACACACUAGUAUGAGAUUGGUCAAAUAAUACAGUUCUGAAAAGGUUGAUAGUACAGAUUAUUAUGCUUUGUUGGGUUCUACGGAUGCACGGACCUGAUCAGGGCAGAUAUCUGCCUGAAAUCCUCGAGUGACGAAGAACCUGCAGGGAAAUUGCAGAUUACUGAGAGCUGGUACCAAGAACCAGCGAGAUCUUUGACCUUUGACGCUGGUAUUGUAUCAAAACGCGAGAUCGGUCCACCUCUACUGCGUACAUUUGCAUCAAUUAUUUUUUAUUUAUUUAAUGGUCUGUUAAUGCAGCUUGUUUAUAGGUCCAGGUGGCGUUAGCAGGCAUCUGUUACUUUUCAUAACCUAAAUUAUAAAGAAUUUCUGUCAUUUUUCUGCACUCAGAUAACGUGUUCAAACCUGCAGAACACUAGACUGCAUCAUAAGAUGACUGCAUAGCUACUG